UCUUCUACAAUCUGGAUUUCGUCUCAGCGCUUUCCCAACUGAACUUUCUCCAAGAUUGUGCACGGAUGAGUCGACUACACUACACGCGUUCCACGGAGGAGGCGACGACACUACACGCGUUCCUCUGCUGCUCGUCACCCGGCAACUGGGAGGAUGAAUGAGCAAACGUGGAGUUUGACACGCAGCGGCGGUGUUGGCAUGCGCAUGCGCAGCGGCUUGUUCCCGCCCUCUACCUGGGAGCAGCACACCUGGAUCCAACGAGACGGAAGUUUCUCCCAAUUUGAAAGAGUGACUCCCCAUCCAAGAAGAAUGAGGCCCCUGCACAGAGUCCUCCGAAGGAGACUGCACCCUGUGAAACUGGCUGUAGUGGCGGUGGUCUUUGUCACCUUUAUGUUCUUCAUACAAUGGGAGGUGGGAAGCCAAGGUCCAGUGGAGGAGCCGUGGAUAAAGGAGAUGAAAGACAAGCGGAACAGCAUGCUGGGCUUAGUGAUGGGAGCAGUCAAUAACUUGAAGGAAGCCAUGCCAAAGUUGCAGAUCAAAGCUCCCGUACGUCAGAGGGCGAGUGCAAAUAGCGUGUCCUGUUUGCCGGGCCGCUACACAGCUGGUGAGCUUAAGCUGGCCCUGGAGAGGCCUUUACAGAACCCGCUGGCUCCCGGUGCUGCAGGCAAGCCCUUCAUCACAGACUCGCUGAGCGUUGAUGAACAGAAAGAAAAGCAAAAAGGCGAAGAGAAGCACUGCUUCAACUUGUACGCCAGCGAUCGCAUCUCCUUGAGCCGAGACCUGGGUCCAGACACAAGACCACCAGAGUGUAUCGAGCAAACCUUCAAGCGAUGCCCCCCUUUGCCAACCACCAGUGUGAUUAUCGUGUUUCACAACGAGGCUUGGAGCACCCUGCUAAGGACAGUCUACAGCGUACUCCACACUUCCCCUGCCAUUCUCCUUAAGGAGAUCAUCUUGGUGGACGACGCCAGCGUUGAUGAUGUGUUGAAGGACGAGCUGGAUGAGUAUGUGAAAGCGCUAAGUAUCGUUCGGGUCGUUCGGCAAAAGGAAAGGAAAGGCCUUAUCACAGCACGUUUACUGGGCGCCUCGGUGGCCACCGGUGAUACACUCACCUUUCUGGAUGCCCACUGUGAAUGCUUUAAUGGGUGGCUGGAGCCACUGCUUGCCAGGAUAGCCGAGAACUCAACCAUGGUGGUCAGUCCAGAUAUAAGCGCCAUUGAUCUCAACACCUUUGAGUUCAUGAAGCCGUCCCCUCACGGCCAGAACCACAACCGGGGUAACUUUGACUGGGGUCUGUCCUUUGGAUGGGAGAGUCUUCCGGAUCAUGAAAAAAAGAGAAGGAAGGAUGAAACAUAUCCAAUCAAGAGUCCUACGUUUGCUGGCGGGCUCUUCUCCAUCUCAAAGAAAUACUUCUACCAAAUUGGAAGCUAUGAUGAGGAAAUGGAGAUCUGGGGCGGCGAGAAUAUUGAAAUGUCUUUCAGGGUCUGGCAGUGCGGCGGUCAGCUGGAGAUCAUCCCGUGCUCUGUUGUCGGCCAUGUUUUCCGCACCAAGAGCCCCCAUACCUUUCCAAAGGGCACUCAGGUGAUCGCCCGCAAUCAGGUACGACUGGCCGAGGUCUGGAUGGACGAGUACAAGGAGAUCUUCUACCGUCGUAAUCAGCAAGCCGGGCAGAUAGCCAAAAAAAAAACCUUUGGUGAUGUCUCUAAACGUGUGGACCUCCGCAAUCAGCUGCAGUGCAAAGGCUUCUCUUGGUAUUUGAAGGAGGUCUACCCAGAGAUCUUCAUGCCCGAUCUGAACCCUCUCCGCUUCGGUGCGGUGAAGAAUGUGGGCAAAGACUCUUGCUUGGAUGCAGGCGAGAACAACGAGGGGGGAAAACAUCUGAUCAUGUACCCGUGUCACGGAAUGGGAGGGAAUCAGUAUUUUGAGUUGUCCACACAUCAGGAGCUCCGCCACAACAUUCAGAAGGAGCUGUGUUUGCAUGGCGCUGAGGAGGCCGUCAAGCUGGAGGUGUGCCAGUACAAGGGCAGGAAUACGUUGGUAGGACCGCAGCAGGAAUGGCAGCUGAAGGAUGAGCAGUUAUUCUACUUGCCAGCAAGGAACUUGUGUUUGAGUGCCCGUUCUGAGCAUCCUUCUCUGGCUGCCUGCGACCCCUCGGACAAGCACCAGCUCUGGUCCUUCAUCUGACUCUUCAUCACCAGCUUGACUUUUAAUUUAUUUUACACACAUUUUGAAGUGUGAAUGUUAGGAGAAAUCACUGCAGGGAGGAAAUUGGACUUGAGAAAGUGAACGCCACAGACGCUUGGAAAAAUGAAGGUGUGUGUUUGAGGGCCAUUACACGGACAAAAGUAUUGGGACAUUCCAACUGUAACUUCCACACUUUUACAAGGGUGUCUCUGUGGAACAUUUUGUCCACAGGUUCCCAGUGUUGCCCUAAUUACGAGCUCUUUUCAUCUCAAAGGUUGUUUGGAGUUGAGGCCAGGGUUCUUCUUUACAAGUCAUUCAAGUAGGACCUGGAUUUGUACACGUAACAAUGCUGUUCCUACAAAGCUGCUCCAAAAUGCCUUAGAAAAAUGAAGAUCCAAUGUGUCCCAAGACUUUUGUCCACACAUGCAGUAUUCAGCUUGUAGAGACACUAUCAAAUCCAAUCUCCAGAUUGAUAAUACUUACAAUGUGUGUCCUAAUUAGACUGCAAGUGAAAAGCCGAAACACAAACGUGAGCAUUGUCCUUCAAAAAUGUAUUUUUAUACGGCAAAUGUAUUCCAGUGCCUUGUUUGUUGUUUUAUUCUUCACAAGGGGGAGUAAGUCUGCAUUUGUUGUUCUUUUCUAGAUGCUUGUUUAACAUUUUCUGACUGAGAUGUUUAGCAGUUGAUGAAUAAUUUUUUAUUGAAUGACCACAAGUGAUUUGUUUGAGAUGUCAUAAUUGCUGCAAACUUCACCAGCCUUAUCGUUUUGAUUCUGUGGCCAGUAAUAAUUUAGAAAUAAACAAUAUAUAAUUAGCUUUAUUUUGUCCUGAAGCUGCUUUGACAUGAUUGUGGGUCAUAUUUUAUUUUGGUAAGACUUGGGAGAGAAAGACUUUUGUUCAAAUUGACCAUUUACAGCUGUAUUACUGGCAGUGACCACCAGAGGGCGCUGUAGACUGAAAUGCCAACUGUGUUCACCCUCACAGGAACAUUACGUCAUGACAUUUAUUUCAAAACCAGGUCG
This is a messenger RNA of Nerophis lumbriciformis (worm pipefish), 3204 nucleotides long. RefSeq names its product UDP-N-acetyl-alpha-D-galactosamine:polypeptide N-acetylgalactosaminyltransferase 3 (GalNAc-T3) (gene galnt3). Gene Ontology annotation, biological process: protein O-linked glycosylation. Gene Ontology annotation, molecular function: polypeptide N-acetylgalactosaminyltransferase activity. Lineage: Eukaryota; Metazoa; Chordata; Actinopteri; Syngnathiformes; Syngnathidae. Gene Ontology annotation, cellular component: Golgi apparatus. The record is from RefSeq and is a predicted model, not a curated record.